AUGGUGGGUUAUUAGUUUUUCUCCAACACUAGUUUACAUAGUGUGAUUGAUAAAGGCUAACCAUUCAUAAGAAGUUCCAACCACUUUAGUCGGUGAACGUUUACAGUGGGACUUGCCACCUUCCUUGGCAUUCCUCAUUAACUUCUACCCGGUUGUCCCAUCAUACAUCUGUAAUACUUCACUCUUAAAACAUGCGUCAUCCACAUAAAUACAAUUCUGGUAACAUUAUAUACCCAUGAAUUAUUACUACUGAGCAGCACUACAUUCAAACUUUGAUAUGCAGUUAAACGUGUCACCUACACUGUAAUUGAUAAUAAGUAAACUAAGUAACAUUACGUUUCGUUUCCUCUUUUGCAUCUAUCACAUUGUCCUCGCUUAUAUGCAGCUAGCUGUCAGUAAAAUGUACUACCUACCUUUUUUGUUUCACGUUUUUAUCAUUAAAACAAAUUAACAUUCAACUUAUAGAUUUUGCUUGGUAAAUAAUACUACUACUUCUCUUCGUGGGUCCCUAGAUUCAACGUCAUGAUUAUUUGUAUAUAAGCGAGCCCAUGUAAUAUAUUACAUCACUCAAAAUGGGAAUUUGUUAAAAGUAUAUCAUUUAAGAAUAGGACAGUCUACCAUCGACCAAGAAGAUUUUACACCGUAAAUUCAUCUUCGUCAUCAUUAGUUCCUUUUUGCAUCUAAAGUUUUUAAUUGGACUCUAUUUUAGUCUUAUGUAAAACAAUAGUUUCUUGAUUAAUAGUUUUGACUCAGUUAACCUUUGUCGUUCGACCAUGUGUAUGUUAUCUCAUGCUUCCACUUCUAGUUAUAGCUCAAUAUUUCAUAUAAAUUUGAGUGUUUUCUUGAUAUUUAGUCUGUAUUCGAAGAAAUGGAUUUUUUUUACAAAGUAAAGUAGUUGAUAAAAUAAACAUUCCACUUGUGUUCUGUAGGUGUUUUGAUUGGGACAUAAGGUGAUGUUGGCGAUGAAUUGUGUGUGUGUAAAUAAGAAUUCUGCACAUAAGAUUUCACUUUAAAGAAAAUCAAAUUCAUAGAAUCUUUCACCAGUAUUUUUAGAUGAAUAGUAAAAUGAGUUUCUCGUUAGAAAUGCAAAAUGAGCUCAAUAGAUAAGAUUAGAAUCAGUUGUCACUGGGAUUGAUUAUUCACACUCCUAGCCCAUGAGACAAACGAUGUUUCAAAUGAAAAAGCUCCUUAAGUAAUAGAAGUAAGGUUAAAGAAAUACACACGAAUAUGUAAGGUCUUGUAGAUGUUAGAAAUCACGACAGUAAUCUAAUGCCAAUAAUCGUAUUGCUCUUACUGGUAGAAAAGGUCGAGAAAUUAUUGCACACUGUAAACACGAAUCAAUGUGACGACUAAGUGCUUAAUGUGUUGUUUGGUUUUAAUUACACCAUACUGAAACUUGUGAUGGAUACUAGUGACUAACCAUAUUUUAUUCAGUGAAGCUUCAAAAUGUACAAUAUUCUUGUUAUCGUACACAUUAUUGUUUACACAAUGAAAUUCUCAAAAUUUAAAUAAAUUGACUUAAGCUAACAUUCGGUGUUUUUUUGUAGGAAAUUCAAUGAAUAUGGGACAAAUUUAGAAAGAAUAACUAGUGCACCAUUUUGGCCUCCUUUAAGUGGAACAGCAUCAGGGAUAAACCUCAAAACUAUUCCUUGUUCAACUGAACGUUAUUCCUACAAAUUGGAAGGCCAACCCUCAAAUUUAAAUGUCUUCCAGCCUGAUCCAACAAAACGAAGUCAUCGAAACCAACCAGCUCCACAAUUGUCACGAAUAUUACGACCUCGGCGAUUUGUUUGUCGAAAAUGUAAAAAAGCAUUCCAUUUAGAAGAACAUGGUACGGAACUUUCCUCUUCCUUCCUCACUGAUCAGAUAGAUCGUCGCACUUCGGAUUCAUCUGCCCUAAAUUCAGACAACGAAAUAAAUCAUUAUCUUUCUAAAAGCAACUUUUCUGAACAAAUUACACUAGCGACACUCAAUGGAAAUUCUCAGUCUAUUCGCCACGUCACUCCACCAAUCAUCCCCAAACUAAAUGAAGAAAUGAAGAUAAAUGUGGAUGAUUCGUCAAAAUCAGAAAUUGAUUCUAGUUCUGAUAUACGCUCAAAAUCUAAAAAGCAUUUUAUUUCUGAACAGUCGACUAAGACUCCAGAAUCGUUAGAACCAAAAUUAGUCAUGUCGAAGAAACGGAAAGUCGAUGUUAUUCCCGAUAAGCAAAAGCUGAAGAAGAUUAGACUAAGUUCUCAGAAACUCACUGAACCGAUUAAUGUUAGUAAUACAGUCCUGGUCGCAACACCACCUGUCGUUGAUCCGGAUUCAUCUGACCCUGCAGUACCUUCAUCGGAGGAAACCAAAGAUUUUCCUACUUCUCCAAUCCUAGUCGGUAAGACAGAUUCUGUUGAUUCUCUUUCGUCUCAGGAACAAACUCGUAAGAAUCGAAUCAAAGCUCAAUACGUAUCUGUCACCUCUCCAUUUCGUUAUCCGUUUGGAAAAAAAACUAGAAUCUCUUCCAAACAAGAAAUUGGAAAUAUCAACUCGAUUAGUGAUAGCAGAAUAAAAGUUGAAUCAAACGCUACUCGCAAAGGUUCUGAAAAAUCAGAAAUAAUUUCAUUAACAUCUUCAAAAACGAAUCUUGGCGUACGAAAAAACUCUCGAUACCGUACUCGUACUCAGCUGAACCCACUUUCUGUCACUUUGGAUUCACUGGGUCCUUCUUGUUCUGUGAAAGAUUUAGAAAGUCGUUCAGAAGUGGAUGAAAUUCUACCUAGUGAUUCUCUUGAUGGUGAUUUUCCACAAAAAGAAAAUAUCCCAAAUAGUAUAAGCCCACACCUGUCAAGCCCAUCUAAGGAGAAGCAUUCUGCUUCCGUACAGUUAACUUGUAAAACGUCUACGUAUGGACACAAUUCUGCCUCAAACAAUUUUGGGAUUUCUAUGAGUGAGAGUAAUUUCUCUCCACAAAGUCGACGUAAAGCUUUUGAUUACGAAAAACCAAAAAACAGAUGGAUGCGUGAAGCACGAGUUAGAAGGUGUCAAGAUGAACGAAACAAUAAUCCUAGUUCCACUGCAGCAAGUCAUAUUUCAACUUCAUCCAAUAAUACAGAUACGGAAAACUCUGCAUCAUGUAAUGCACAAUCUCCUAGUUUAAACCGACUGCGAAUUCGGUCAGGUGAUGGAUCUAGUGUUAGUCCCAGCGAAAGUACUUUAAAAAGUAAUAGCAAUGUAUCUUCUAAGGUUAAGUUGCAUAAUGGGUCGUUAAGCAAUCGUAACAUUGAAUCAGGGGACGCUUCACAGUCCGAGAAAUAUUUGGACAUAACUGACCAAAAGUCUACAUCUCAUGUGUCUCCAUGUUUGACCCCGACAAGUGAUAGUUCUGGUCUCGCCCUUCCUGUAAUAAAGAUUAAAAUUAAUCGGAAUAGACAACCUUCUGGGUGUUCGAAAACUGUACCGACACAAUAUGAAGUUGUCAAGUUACAGACUGGUUCACAUCUAGAAUUAGCUACUUCGGCUUCUAAAGUUGUGAGUGAAGAAAAUAGUUCAAUAGCGAAUGCGAAUCCAUCUACUUUGAAGUUAGACAUUCUUUGCAAUGGUUUACGUUCACCGUCACCGUCACCAUCCGCCAGUUCUUCAAAGAAGGGAUCUACAUGCGAGAGUUUAAUAAUAUCAGGUCCUUUAGUAAAACGCUGUAAGUUACAUGACGGCAUUGUUUUUCGUGUCGGUGACCUAGUUUGGAGCAAACUUUCAGGAUGGCCUUACUGGCCUGCACAGAUUACUAGCAUACAACGUGUAGUUGCCAAUGAAGUUGAUUUACCGAAUUCUGAACAAGUACGCCCCGUCGUGGAUUUCCAAGAACAGUCAUCUCCACUUUUAACAUCAGAGCAGGUUUGUUAUACUGCCUGUCUUCAUUGGUUUGCUUGGAAUCAGGUGUCAUACAUGCCAUGUGAUAAAUUAUUUCAUUUUCUAGAACAUUGUAAACGAUUUGAUAACAAAAAGAAACGUGGAGUUUUUCGCCAGGCAGUUAAUGAAGCAAAACAAGCGGCAGAAAAAAGGCAAGAAACUCACUCUACUGAUAGUGAAAGUGAAUGGGAUCACGAAGUUUUUAGCAGCACAAUACAUCAACAAUCUUCAUCUCAGCCAUCUGAAAUAUCUGUUCUCGAUGAUGCCAAACAGUUGGAGGUUUCACAAACUGCAUCAUCACUAUCCAUUCCCGACAUAAACCUUGGUGUAGAAGUGAACGCGACCACAAAGCGAAGUAAACAUCUAAAUAACAAAGUAAGAAAAAACAAAACCAAAGUCUCUUGUGAGAAACAAGAACCUUCAAUGUUAUGUCCAUCAGUUGUUGAUUCUUCGAAUGUAUCCUUAGGUCAAAGUACCUAUAAUAACAUAAGCGGGGAAGUCACUGCGUCUAUAGAAUCAAAAUUACAUGUGAUAUCUAAACGUAAAUCAAAGCAGCAGACUAAAAACAAGGUUUAUGCUAAUACUUCUGAAGAUAAAAAGUUGUUGGUAGAAGAGUACAAUUCUUCUUUAACAAAUAAUAAAUCUAAUGUUCGUUUAAAAAUCAUUCUUUCGAAACCGAAAUUGAGAAGUAAGCUCAAGUGUGCUGAAGUUUUGAGCAAUAAUCCACAAAAUUCUUUUGAAAAUGAAGUUAACAAUUCUUCAUUACCGAAUCUAGAUGUCCCAAUUACUAAUAACAAAAUACAUCAAAUUGUUGAAAAUUCAUCAAAAGAAGACACAGAAAGUCCAUUUACUUCAGGGAUUAUUCCUGAAUCAAAUAUAUCAACUACCGAUUCACAAGACUUUGAUAAAACAUUUAGUGCCACACAUUCAGAACUCCUAACUCAAUUCCCACAUGUAUUUCCGGAUCUCAAAGUUUCAGGUAUUCUAUCCGACACAGUCGAUAUACCUACAUUUUCUGAGGAUGAAUCUGAAGAAGAAGAUGCUGGUCGUUUGAUUAUUGAUCCUGAUGUAAUGGCUUCAGUCAACGUUCCCUUAUCAACUGGUAAUCAUCAUUACAUCACCGAGACUUUAAAACAGGAUCCGGAUGUUCUUCGAGAAGAUUUAUACAGUCUUUCCUCCGAUAAUAUGUCCUAUAACCAUGAACUAUCAUCUCAAGCAUUUGAUAGUAUUCAUCCAUACUCUCGAACGUCUUCAACUACUCUUACACAACCAUCGAUGUCGAAUUUUGGUAAUCCAGUUUACUCAUCAUCCGAUUCAUUUACUCAUUCUUUCAAUUCCUCAACAUAUUCAAUGGAAUGUCUAAUAUCUCAACCAGUUUCAGUUUAUCCAACACAUAAUCAGUCAUUGAUCCAAACUGUUGUGCCAAGAUUAACAACUCCACCUAUUUUGGCGUCAUCUACUGUAUCGAACCUAUCAGUACCCAGUAGAAGUGCUUAUUUUCAAUCUAACCAUCUUAAUGUUCCAUCAACUACAACGCAUAACGUGUCCUAUGUUACUACUGAGUACUCAACAUUAUAACUAUACAUCUCAUCAACUGACAUCACCCAAUAAUUAAAAUGGAAUCUACGAUUCACUUCUAGCUGUUACUUGAAAUGAUUCAGUACAAAUCAUUGUAAAAUAUGGUUGUAAUUUUCAUCAUAGAUUUAUGUGCUUAACUAGUAUUUCCAAAUAUUAUUUCAUUUCUACUGUAUAUCUCCCUUCCAAAAUCUCUUCAGUAUGAGUUAAUUAUUUUUUCUUUUAACAUUUGGAUUUAAUUAAUCCCUCCCUGUGAUGAUGAUCUUGGCGUUUAAAAUUAAUCAGCACCGAUUUUUUUCUCUUACUAUUAUUUCUUUGGGACAAUAAAUAAAAACCAUUAUUAGACUUUCGUCCAGACAACAUUUAACAAAAGCAUCUGUGAAAUGAUGAUAUAAUACCUCUUGUUUAUUCUUUUGUAUAUUUUAUAUAUAUAUUUAUCUCAACUCCUCUCCUCCGCUCUUUCUUCCUUGCUUGUGAUUUGUGAUGUUUCUGAACACCAUGUGUACAUAUAUACAUAUUUAUUCAAUAGUUAACAUUGCUUUAAAUUAUCUCCUGUUACCGUUAUUUUCUAAAAUCAUUGUAAAUUAUUAACUUCCUUGCUUAAGGUUCUGGGUGGGUGUGCAUAACCCCUUAGGAUUCGUGAGUUUACUUAAAAUACUGUCUUCCUUUUUGUUUUUCUGUUUUUAACUUUGUCUAAUCUCAAAUAAUUUCCGCGGUUUACACGUUGAAUUAUGAUGGUUGACACUGCUGUUGUUGUACGUAUAUUUGUCUUAUCUUUUCUGUCGUGCGUCAUGUCGCUACUAGAGAAUAGGUGUAUGAUGAUUUGUCGAAUUUCU
Molecule: messenger RNA, 6296 nt
Organism: Schistosoma bovis
Lineage: Eukaryota; Metazoa; Platyhelminthes; Trematoda; Strigeidida; Schistosomatidae
Source: the annotation of a GenBank genome assembly